GGCUGGACGAGGGAGAGGAGCGGGAGAAAAAUCGAAGAGUGUGUGAGAGUGUGGGCUUCUGGAUUAGUCAUCCCUUGGUUGUCCUCUAUUUCACACUGUUUCGCCGACAACGUCCCAAAACUCAGGGGUUGUCUAUUUUUUAGUGUCUGUGCUUCGCCCUCGACUUUCGGAGUGCUAAAUUAUCAAGAUGUCUUCCGCCGAAGUUCUGGAUAUGAACGGCCACAACCAAAAUGGUCUACAUCACGUGAAAGAUUCGACCUCUUCGUCCUCGUCCUCGGACGAAAGUUCCUCCUCUGAAGAGACCAGUAAUACCACCUCGAGCAGUAGCCCCGCUGUGGUGUCACCCACCAAACCCCAAUCCAUCAUGGAGGAGAAUAAAAAGGGGGGUGGCUCGUUUAGCAAUGAUGGCGAACCUGAAUACAAACCCAGAAAGGUUCCUAAAAAACGCAAUAUCUCAGACUCGUCCGAAACUGAGUCCGAGGGUCCCGAUCAGGGCCAAGUUGGCGAGGAAGAUGACGAUGACGACGAUGAAACGUCAGAAAAGAGACCAAAAAAGGUAUUAACUCAGGAUGACAGUGAGGAAGUCAUCGAGGCCAAGACGUCCGAUUCCUCGUCCGAGGAGGACGAGAGUGAAAAAAAGGUGCCACCCGCCCCAUCAGUUCAUGACUCGGAUAGCGAAAGCGAAAUGCAUCCUCCGCCACCAUCGCAAGCCAAACAGGUCGAGCCUCAAAAACUCGUCGAGGCCAAAACGUCCAAUUCUUCUUCGGAGGACGAAAGCGACAAGAAGGUCCCAGAACCUCUCGCGGACUCGGAGAGUGAAGGAGAGAUGCCUGCUCCGCCACCACAAGCUACGCGUUCCGAUCCUACCAUUAUCGAGACCAAGCCUUCGGAUUCCUCUUCCGAGGACGAGAGUGAGGCUCCGAAACCUCCUCAGGACUCGGACAGUGAGGGUGACAUGCCACCUCAUCCAACUCAAACGGGGCAUUCUGUGCCACAGAUAACCGAAACCAAGCCACCAACUUCCUCAUCUGAGGACGAAAGUGACCAGAUGGCCACUCCGACGAUUUCCAAGGUAGAAACUACUCCUACCCAAGUGGACUCGAAAGAACCAGAGUCCGAGACAUUAAUAGCUGAGAUAGACCACUCCUCUUCUGAGGACGAGAUGGACAAAGCUGGUGCGAUCCGCACUCAGGGCUCUGAGAGCAAAGUCGAUUCAACUCCUUCUUCACCUAUGGAGCCAAAAAGCCCCGAGCCAGAGGUGAUCGAAGCCAAGACUUCAGAUUCCUCGUCCGAAGAUGAGAGUGACGAGAAGCCUUCAUUGCACACUCCAAAUACGGACAGCGAAGUAGGCAUCCCCGUUGUAACGUCAAUUCAAGCGACAAAAAGCCUCGGGCAACAAAUUGACCCAACAUUACAAAAUGACGGAGCUUCACAUAUCACAGAACAUAAGGUUUCUGAGGAGGCUAUCAACGAAAAAGAGAUAAGGCCGGAAACAGUUUCUAGCUCUGAGAAGCCUCCCCUUGCAGCAGAAGGAGUGGCAAUCGAGCUAGACUCUCCCAUCGAGGUUGCUAAACCUAUCCUAGUUGCUAGGAAACUCUCAUCAGAGGACCACCACACUCGGGAUUCGUCGGAUUCUUCCAAAGUUAUACCUUCAAGUGGAUCAUCGUCUCCUUCAUCUGACUCUGAAGCCUCUUCGUCAUCUUUCGAGCAAGAAAACGAACGGGAUCUGAUCAGUAAAGAAGAGGAAGAGCUAUCACCAAUUGUGGAAGAACCAAGCAGACUCCCCGAGGAGAAAAGCCUAGAUCAGGAACCUGCUCUCCAAGUCACCGACCCAUUUUCAAUCAUCUCCAUACCGAGAGAGCCACUUUAUCAAAAAGGUGAACUCCCGCCCUCUAUGCUCUCUCAUAUGUCGUCCAAUGUUGGAAUUCCAUAUGAGCAGCCAUUUCCUUCAAUGGUUGCUCAUAUGCCUCUAACAAGCGAAGUCGAGAUGAAGGACCCCAGUGAAUACACCUUUGUCGAGGAGGAAAAACCGUGCCCCUCUCCUUUGAUUGUGACAAACGAGCCAAAUGAUAUCAUGCAUGGAAAUGUUGAAGACAAAAUAGUCGAAGCUGAAAUGGACGACAAACAGCAAGCACUGCCAGAAAUAGUAAAGGAGGACCAGCCAGUUGAUGAAGAUCUUCCGGUUAAAGCUUCGCCAGCUCGGGUAAUCUCUUACGACAGUGAGGAAGACGAAUCUUUAAUAGAAAGGCCAUCAUACGAGGAGAAAACUGAUUCUUCCUCGGAAGAAGAAAAAGAACAAGAGCCACUUCAACAAGAUAAAGCUGAAGUCGAGCCAAAGAGAGAGGUUCAAUCUUCCUCUGAUUCGGAAUCCGAGGCUGAUAUGGCCAAGGAGGAAGGAGAUGAGUCGGACUCUUCGUCUACUGCUUCAAGCGCCCCAGAAGUUGUGGAACCUGAAACACCUGAGGAAGAGGUUGGGCCACAGCCUCCAACCCCUCCCCGUGAUCCUCCGGUUGUUCCUAUUCCCACUCCCAAGCCAAUGGCAGCCGUGCCUCCCAUGAUGGAAUCGAAGCCUGUUCCCACAAUCAUACCUCAAGAGACGGCCAAGCCUGUCCAGGUCCCUCCAACACCGCAAGAACCUCCUACAGCUGUUAUCCAACCAACCGUGCAACAACGGGUGGAAAAGGUCCCAUGCCAAGAGACGACACCUUCUGUACCCAAGCCUACGCAACGGGCCCCUCCUCGAGUGGAAAUUAAAGAUCCCUCCCCGGAAGAGGCCAAACCACCCCCAUCCAAUAAUUACAUGACCUCAUCUCAAAAUGAGGAAGUGGAAUUGAGGAACACCUCGCCACAGCUUUCAAAGAAGCCUCACCCGGGCAAAGGAGCGGUGUCCUCUGCCGUGAAAAACUUUUCAAACCGUAUGAGCCUUCCUGACGAGCGGCCUCCUCCAGUCAGGAGUCCAAGCCCAUCCAGCCUUCAACGCGCCAGUCUCACCAAGAUGUACACGCAGGCUAUUCAAAGUAACAAUGCAAACUCACCCGCAGAGUCUCCCCGACUGGACCGCAAGAAACCAGCCAAGGACAUUACUCAAAUCUACACACAAAGCAUUGCCCGUGCUUCGCCUCCCGUCAGUCCCAAGCCCGACAGGUCUAGGCCUGGCCGGGACAUCACUCACUUGUACACCGACAAGCUGGAACCAGCAUCAGCUGCUGGAACCACGACCACGCCUCCAGCAGAGAAGUUGAGUCCCAGAAAGCACAAUAUGGCGACCAAUGUGGAUCGCGAUGCCAUUCGAGAAGCUUACGAGGACGUUCGCUCCGACACAACCGAUACCGAGUGGUCCGUCUUCAAGUUUGAAGGCAACAAAUUGGGAUUGACGGCCAAAGGAAAGGGAUUCCCAGAAUUCAAAGCUUGCUUCGAAGAUGACGAUCGAGGCUUUGGUUACAUUCGAAUCCAGACCGGUGAUGAAAUGAGCAAACGUGCCAAAUUCGUUCUCGUGACUUGGGUUGGACCCGGAGUGUCAGUGAUGAAAAAGGCCAAGAUGUCCACCGAUAAGGCCCUAAUGAAGGACAUUGUUCAGAAUUUAUCGGUUGAGCUGCAACUGGAGAAUCACGCGGAAUUCAGUCACGAGUUGUUGAAGGUCGAGGUCGAUAAGGCAGCCGGAGCCAUGUAUGGAACGGGAGUCCGAGACCUGUGAUCGGUGUGUUCCUGGGCAUUGAUACCUUCUCAUUAUGAUGGAUUGUUGUUAGAGGGGGUUAGUGCUAAUGCGUCUCGAGCCCGCCCACCACCGCCUAUGUUCAGGCUGGGACAACAGAAAUAACACGUUUUUUGUACCUAUUCAAAACUGUAAUAUUGAACCACUCCCCUCGCCCCACGCCCCUUCCCCUACAAGAUUGACGAGCAUUUCAAAACUGUACCCUUCAAAUCAGUAGCUUUGGGUUGUUCUGGUUGCUUCCCUUCGGAUUCCAAUUCUUCAGAUAUGUGUUGAAGAUUGGUGCCUCCUAGUAUGUUGUUUUGGCAGUUUCAUGAAGAUAAAAGACAAUUAAGGCCUCUCCUUAUCGCAGGAAACCAUUGGCGUGAAGCACAUUGGCCGCCAACAAAUUCUGAAGACAAAAGCAAGCAUCCAAUCACUCUUAUCCGAAAGGUGAAAUGUGUUGGUUUCAUUCAGGUCAUACUGUAAAUACUGAAACGACUUUCUUUUUAUGCCCCUGGUCCCUCCCUACCUUUUGCUUCCAUUGCCACGUAGCAUAUCCGUACUAUUUAUAAAACUAACUGAUUAUUGGUUAUUUUGUGUUUUCGAAAAAAAAAAUACAUGGAUAAAAUAACAAUCUCGUGAACCGCAAUAAACACAGUUUCAACCAUAA
This is a messenger RNA of Tigriopus californicus, 4361 nucleotides long. RefSeq lists its product as uncharacterized. Gene Ontology annotation, molecular function: actin filament binding. The transcript has 6 exons. The record is from RefSeq and is a predicted model, not a curated record. Gene Ontology annotation, biological process: regulation of actin filament polymerization. Gene Ontology annotation, cellular component: actin filament; cortical actin cytoskeleton; site of polarized growth. Lineage: Eukaryota; Metazoa; Arthropoda; Copepoda; Harpacticoida; Harpacticidae. Bases 188 to 3694 code for a protein of 1168 amino acids.